This is a messenger RNA of Dermacentor silvarum, 2221 nucleotides long. RefSeq lists its product as uncharacterized. The transcript is spliced from 5 exons. The record is from RefSeq and is a predicted model, not a curated record. Gene Ontology annotation, biological process: transcription by RNA polymerase I. Lineage: Eukaryota; Metazoa; Arthropoda; Arachnida; Ixodida; Ixodidae. The coding region runs from base 32 to 718 and encodes 228 amino acids. Gene Ontology annotation, cellular component: RNA polymerase I transcription regulator complex.
AGGGUUGGCAUUUGAAAGAUUAUACUUUUGCAUGCAGCUUCUGCUGAGGUACGACCGUGCCGACGAAGCUGAAGACAUUGCGGAGGGUUACAUGGACGGCCACGCGGACGACUGCCUGCACGCUGCCUUGUACGCACAAGCCUUGUCGCAGCGGCGCAGCCCAGCGACUGGAGAGUUGGUUACAUCUCAACGCAUGGAGCUGCUUCAUAGAGUUUGUGAAGCGGACCCUACAAACCCCCAAGUUCUGGAAUAUGUACAGCUUAUUGAACAAAAUGAGCAAGGAGAGGAGAGCGUGAUCGAGUGCUUGCGUCUCUUGGCCGACUUUGUGGACUGCCCCGACAAUAAGGACAGCAUGGAUGCCUGGAGGAGGCUGUGCCACAUUACGGUACUCACGGGACACAGUGAAGAUGCAGCUGUCAGGGACUGUGGCAGUCGUCUGUGGCAAGAGCGUGGCGACUACUGGCUGCCGUACCACUUUUCUCCGCACCUGGAUGGCAGUCCUGAGACGUGGAUCCUGAAAGUAGUCUUCUUGCUGGCCCUGGGACAGACUGUGGGCAAGGCAGGGGGCUACAUCUCUGAAGUGGAGAAAAGGCUCCUCGAGCACGACGCCGAACUGCUGGAAAAGUUUAGGGCGGCCCAGGAACAGGUGCUGUGUGCUCCCGUGCUUGACCACCUCUUGGAAGAGGCUCUACGGGCAGCCCGUCACUUCACGAGCUGAUGGUAUCCCAUCCACCAGUAGUGCUGUGGAGGCCAACCAAGUGAAUACAUGAAUAUGAUUUGAGCAUGAUGCACUCUAGUGCGAUUAACGAGACACAAGGUGAAGGUAGCGCUCAGACGAAGGGCUGCUCCUUUGCGAAAAUAUCAAGAGGAUUAGUAGCUAGCUGCAAGUGUUCUCUUUUUGCAUGUGUAGCUGUGUGUUUGUGCAUGUUGUGCAGGAAGAGUUACAUUCGACAUCUGAAGAAAAGCGCCCAUAUUAGAGUUUGAUGUUUUCAGGUGCACCAGUACUGUUUUUCAGCCUUCGAAGUAUGGCCAAGGACCAGUUUUUUUAACUGAAAAUUGUUUUCUUGGCAGGCAGCUCUGAAACACUCCCGAAAAUUGUCAAACUAUAAUUUUUGGAAAAUUGAAAAAAAAAAAAGUAGUCGAGUAGGAAUGUGCAAAUAAUGCUUUUUGAGACUGAAUCGAAUACUGCCAGAAGCGAAUCGAAUAUCGAAUAGUUUUAGAAUAAUGAACAGCCGUUACCACAAUUAAGGGGGGAUGUGGUAAUUAAAAUUAUCAUUACUUAUUUCUGAACCAAACUUGAUAAAAGUUGCAUGCUUGUUUAUUUUCUUCUUUUGAUUCUAAAAAUGCAGAUAUUUUUUCUGUAGGUUCAUUAUGUAAUUAAGAAAACAAUGUUUUGUUCUUACUACAAUAUAAAAAUAACCACUGCACAAAAAUAGACAAAUGACAUAUGGACCAAUAGCAGAAAGCACAAGCUUCACAACAUAGGAAGCACUUUUAUGAUUGGAUCAAUAUUUCUUACUUUAUGGUACACUGAACUCUAUUGUUUUGAACAUGGCCAUGCAUUAGUCACACAAAAGACAAAUUUUAAAAACUUAAAAACAAAGAAACUUGAAAAACUGUUUCCUAUGUUGGGCGCUCCAAACAGGUAGCUCAUGCUGCAAAAAAAAAUUAACGUUAUAUCUAUGGUGGCUACUGAUAUAUCACAGCAAAUGUCUUGCUGGGUGUGCAAAAUUAGUAUUUCGAGAAAAUCAAGAAAACAAACAAAUGUGACGUUUAUUUGUGAAGAGUCACAAAUGUGUACACAUACACACUCCCAAAACAUUAGUAGGCUCCUGGGGCAUAGUCGGUUUGGGCAUCAGCACCUCUGUGGCGCUUUUUGAAUAAGCACUGCACAUGUUCUGCCGAUGCACUCUUCUGUUCAGAUGCGGCUGAUCGGCGUCGGUCUUUUUCCGCCAUGCGCUGCAUAUACUUUUGGCCAGGGUUCAUCCAGAGUUCUUGCAGAAUGCUUGCCGAGGUUCUCCUGCAGCCAGCAUUGAAUUUUGUCACUGUUUCCGCCACAGCAGCCUCAACGCUGAAGAAGUGCCGCUCCUUCGGUGCGAGCGCCCGUAUUAGCGAGUGCAGGUUUUUGUUGUUGUUCUGUGUUUUGCCUCGCCGGCAACGUUCAAGCAGCAUCUUGUUAGAGAGCUGUUGGUAAAUUGGCAGUAACGCCUUGCUGACAUGA